GCUAAAUGUCGGCAUGGCGCCAUCCGCGACUGUCCUGUGGUGCGUUCCCCCGCGAAAACGACUCGCCGGCGCCUCGCCUACGCGCGCUGACCGCUUUUCCCCGCAGGGAGCGCGUGGUGUACCCGGACGGCAAUCGUGAUGCAGUGGCCGCACUUUCGGCGCUCCUCGCGCCCGAUGUACAACUGACGGCGCCAGACGUGCAAGUCCUGUCCGCCGACGCGUCGCCGGCGCUCGAGGCGGCUUUGUGGGCGGUACGUGCUCCGCGCAGGAAUCGGGACCUUCAACGGGGUCGACAAAAAGUCAGAGUCAAGCCGCCCCCAAUAGACAUGCCAACGCGCAGGUCGAGCACGCGCCGCCCGCCACCAUCGUGCUCGUCUGCGACGCGCCCGGCGCCGACUUCGACGCGGCCUGCGAGCGGCUCCGGUCGGCCUCGUGAACAACGUCCUCGUACCGCACGUCGUGCAACAAUACGAACCGAACGGGCCCUUCUACGCGACGGGUGCCGGUGCCGCCCCGGCGCCGGCGCCGGCGUUCCCGUCGUUGCCGUCGACCGAGACCCUGGAGUCGCUGGCGACGUUCGACGGCCGCCGCUCGCCCUCGGCCUUCACGGCGGUCUCCUCGCGGAAGGAGCCGGCGCCGCCGACGCCGCCGAAGGAGCGCGAGAAGCGCGACUCCCUGCUCUGCGACGGCGACACCGUCGACGCCGUGCUCGGCUCCGUCUUCGACUGACUUCCUCUCUCUCCCUUCCACCAACGCCGGCGAGCUAUCCCGUUAAUGUUAGUUAUGAACAGACUAGUCGGACUUCUCGGCGACCUUCGUCACCUUCGUGGGCUCGGGCUCGCCCGUCGUCAGCAGGAGCAAAGCGAGCGGCAGGAUGAUGUGCCAGUAUUUGCGGAAGAAAGAGGUGGGGGGCGGCCGCUCCUCGUCCGCACCCGGGGCGCCCGGGGUGGCGCCGCCCGGCCGCGCGCCGCCGUCGCGCGGCAGCACGCUCCCGAAGCCCGAGGGCGGCCGCGCGACCUUGGCCUGGACGGGGAUCACCUGGGCGACGGCGUCGAGCGCUGGUGAGGCCGAAGACGUGAGCGCGGCGUCCUCCCCUGGCGCGCCCGCGUCGCAUCCCUCCAAACGCGCGUUCCGGUAGGCGAGCGCCACCACGUCGCCGCGCGCGUCGAGUGCCACGCUCAAAUCCUCCUCAUAAUUUGACGCCGCGAGGUCGCACGCCCGGAUCGAGGCGCUCGCCCAGGCCCGCGCGCCCUCGCGUCUUACUCUAAUUCGGUAGACGCCGUCCGCCUUGGCGAGGUCGGCGAAGGCGGUCGCGUUGGCGCCGACGAGCGGCAGGCUGUCCGGCGCGAAUUUCAGCUUGUUGUGGUUCGCGCGGUCCGGGUCGACGGUCAGCGUCGCGCGCCGCGCGUAGGUCGCGGUCGCGCCGAAGGCGUGCUCUACGUCGCACUUGUAUGGCGCCGCGGCGGCCGUCGCUGCCAGGAGGAGGUACAGGGCAUUCGGCAUGGUUUUUUUGACAGCAGGAGCGCUGCGGGUUGCGAGCUCUGGAGGCAGGGUGCCUUUUUUCCGGGUCCUGCAGAGCCGCGGCGGCUAACGCGGCCGAGCUUAAGCCAAAAGCAUGUGUGCGGCUG
This is a messenger RNA of Pelagomonas calceolata, 1628 nucleotides long. NCBI's taxonomy places the organism in Eukaryota, Pelagophyceae, Pelagomonadales, Pelagomonadaceae. The record is from the annotation of a GenBank genome assembly.